Messenger RNA from Columba livia (rock pigeon), 3793 nucleotides. It is a transcript of the gene TMEM87A, whose product is annotated as transmembrane protein 87A. Gene Ontology annotation, biological process: retrograde transport, endosome to Golgi. NCBI's taxonomy places the organism in Eukaryota, Metazoa, Chordata, Aves, Columbiformes, Columbidae. The record is from RefSeq and is a predicted model, not a curated record. Bases 124 to 1830 code for a protein of 568 amino acids. Gene Ontology annotation, cellular component: Golgi cisterna membrane; Golgi apparatus. The transcript has 20 exons.
CCCGGGCUCAGCCGGGGACCGGCUCCGCCCCCCGCGCCGCUCCCGCCGGCCCACGGCAGCCGCGUCCCCCAACGGGGAGCGGAAGAGGCGCGGCCAGCGCGGCGGCGGCCUCCAAGCGGCGGGAUGGCGGCGACGCCGCGUUCCGGGAGGUGUCGGCCUGAGGCCGUCCUGCUGCGGCUGCUGGCAGUGCUGCUGCUGGCGGGUGCGGCGGGCGCUGGGCAGCGUUCCAAAUGGCGGCUCCCAGUGUUUAUGGGGAAGAAGUUUAAUUUUGGGAAGAUUCUUUUCAGCAACACCACCAUUUUCCUGAGAUUUGAAGGGGAAGAAAAAUCUUGUGAUCCCUCUCAAAGGUACAAUGUUACUUGGUACUUAAGAUAUUCUGACUGCUACAAUGAAGUCUUCAACUUUGGGGAUGAACAGGCAGACUACUAUUUUGGGACUACGUCUGAGGAGCAUCCGGGCUGGUCAGGAUACUAUGCUACGUCUACUGUCAUCUUUCAGAAUUGCUCUGAGCUAUUCAGGCCUCAGAUUUUAUAUAAAGAAUUUGUUCAUCCAGAGCCUCUCUCACCGGAGAAACAAGAGGGCUUAAAAGGGAAGGAGAGUGGAGGCAAUGACACAAUGGUAGCAGAUAAAACUGCAAUGAAUGCUGUUAUGAAAACUUGGCGAGAUGGACCAUAUAUAUUUAUUGUGCAAAUUGGAUUUGCAACUGUGAAGGAUUCUAAUACGAAUGUUAAAAAAAUGGAAAAAACAACAACUUCCUCAGAUCAAAACAAGCCUUUCACAAUGACGGUGGAACUGAAGGGGCCAUAUGAGUAUCUCUCACUUGCAGACUAUCCUCUCAUGAUUUUUUUCAUGGUGAUGUGUAUUGUGUACGUAUUCUUUGGGGUUCUGUGGCUCGCGUGGUCUGCAUGUUACUGGCGGGAUCUCCUGAGGAUCCAGUUCUGGAUUGGUGCUGUUAUCUUCCUGGGAAUGCUCGAGAAAGCAGUCUUCUAUGCAGAGUUCCAGAAUAUCCGCUACACAGGGGAAUCUGUUCAAGGAGCAGUAAUACUGGCAGAGCUACUAUCUGCUGUGAAGCGCUCAUUGGCUCGAACUCUGGUCAUCAUAGUCAGCCUGGGAUAUGGCAUAGUCAAGCCUCGCCUUGGAGUUACUCUUCACAAAGUAGUUAUGGCUGGAGCCCUAUAUCUAUUAUUUUCUGGCAUGGAAGGUGUUCUUAGAGUCACAGGGUUUUUCUAUGACACUGUGGCUCUGAUAGCAAACUUGGCCCUGUCCAUGAUUGAUGCCUGUAUUAUUUUGUGGAUAUUCAUCAGCUUAACUCAAACAAUGAAACUGCUAAAGCUUCGAAGGAAUGUUGUGAAACUCUCUUUGUAUCGGCACUUCACCAAUACGCUCAUCUUGGCAGUAGCAGCAUCUAUUGUAUUUAUCAUCUGGACUACCAUGAAGUUCAGGCUGGUGGACUGUCAGUCGGACUGGCAGGAGCUAUGGGUGGAUGAUGCCAUCUGGCGUUUAUUGUUUUCAAUGAUCCUCUUUGUCAUCAUGAUUCUGUGGAGACCAUCUGCUAACAACCAAAGGUUUGCUUUCUCACCACUCUCUGAAGAGGAGGAUGAUGAUGAGCAGAAAGAGCCAAUGUUAAAGGAAAGCUUUGAGGGAAUGAAAAUGAGAAGUACAAAGCAAGAACCAAAUGGAAAUGUAAAAGCAAACAAAGCUCAGGAGGAUGACCUGAAGUGGGUCGAGGAGAAUGUUCCUUCAUCAGUGACAGAUGUUGCUCUUCCAGCUCUUCUGGAUUCAGAUGAGGAGAGAAUGAUUACACACUUUGAAAGGUCCAAAAUGGAAUGAAGGAGAAGCUUUUUGUUAUUGGAAGUGGAGACACCUCUUUUAAAGUUGCUUGGUGGAUCAAGUGCAUCCUGCUGAUUUGUUUCUUGAUCUCGGCCUUGGAAGUUUGAUGCUUUAUUGUCAUGAGGGCGUCUUGCUGUGGAAGAGGCUCACAAGGACAUUAUAAACCUUUUGGAAAUUUGAAUUUACAAAGUUGCUGCAAGUUUGGAUUUUUAAGCAAUUUAAAUGUGUACUAUUCCAGCACCUUCUGUAACUUUUCAAAUAUUUAAUCUGUGAAACUAAAAUUCCUAAUGUCUGCUUGAGGAGUUUAUAUUUCAAUGCUACAGUUGACAAUUAGAGGUGAACUGCCUGUACAUUUUUGGGGUGAGGGUGGGGACAGAAACAAGCACUGAAGAAACAACGGACCUGUUUUGUGGUAGAUAAUGGCUAUGCCAUGUCAUGCGUCCAACAUGAAUGAGAGGUUUUUAGAGAAGCUCCUGUUAAUGAAGAAAAUUAAAAGAUGCCAGAAAGGAAAUAUUUAGAAAAGUUACAGUGAUAUGAGUUUUUAACAAAAUCAAGUGCAAUUUUAUUCAUAACACUGUGUAAGAAAGAUUUUCUAUUUUAAAUGCCAUUGACUAUAGGUAACAGCUACAUAGAGCUAACAUGUGCUGUUGUGGCACAUCUCAUUGCUGGCAAUGUGGUGGAUGCCUGGAAAAAUUAUUUGCCCCUACCUUCCAUGUGUUGCAUGAUUUAAUUAAUAAAAAAAAAUAAAACCAGCAACAACAGCAAACAACAAAACUAACAACCACCAUUGCCAGACCCACUCCUGCAGUGCUGCACAAGUGCUUGACUACUCAUGUUAGGAGAUAUUAACCACACUUUUCAGCAGAACUUUUCUCCCUGCACAUGUAACAUCUUCCACAGAGAACUGUGAGAAGAUGACAUUGCUUUCCAGAGGGUGCAAGCACUGCUUACCUUACUUGAAGGAGUCUUUGAUGGGACUAUACCAUGCUGGGAUAAUUCUGUUCCUGGUGUCUGUUUAGAAUUGCCUCCCAUGUAGGUGAUUGAUGAUAGGCUUUCCUGUCCCAUUUGGUCCCUGUGGCCAAGAGGUACUCUGAGAUCACUGUGUUUCUUUCCAAGUUGACAAUUUCUGUUCUAUAUAAUUUCUUUUUUAUUCUCCUUUUCAAAUGAAAAAGAGCUUUUGGACAGUGUUCUGUUUUUAUUCUGUCCUUGGCUGUAGAGGCUUCACUUGCAAUAACUUACACAUGGAAACCCAUUGUGGAUGUAUGACAAAAGCUCUGAUUCGGGUUCACAACCUUACAACUGAUAAUGACCAGGCAAGCAGGACAGCUGGACUUUUGGGAGCUGAUGUGGCUGCUGCUGGAAUGGCACAGGGAGUCAGCUUUUCUGGUUUGUCACUUGUAGCUAUGUCAGCAGAAGUGAACAUGUGCCUGUACUUUGUUCAUUCCACUGUAAGGUCUGGUAGCUUGGCUCUAGUUCAUCUUUACCAGCAAUUUAUGCUGAAAUGUGGCACUUUACAGUAGAGUAGCUGAGGCACAAGUGUGUAGUAUCUUUGCUAACUGUGCCAUGGGGGCAGCAAACCCUCAGAGGAUGGGCAGAGAAAAAAAUCUGUGCCUGUAACACCUCAGUCUGCCUCUACAAGGUUGCUGAAGCUGUUCUGCCAUCUCCUUCAGGCCACACGUAGAAUUGUUAAUUAGCGAACACUCCUAAUUUGCUAUGCUUAACUGAAAUAGAUGAAACAAAGGUUACCUCCAUGUCCUUUUGGGGAGAAGAAAUUUUGUGAAAUAAAGCUACACAAAGCUAUCUAUUUAAUGGGUUUUCUUUUUGUUUGUUUGCCUUUAAUAAAGUCCUCUUGUUUUGGGUUGUUUGGGGUUUCUUGAGACAAAUAGGGGAAAAAUGUUCUCUCCUGGAAGCACAAAAGAAGUUUGUAUGUACUGUUUAAUAAAAGCUAGGCAAAGAGUAGAAA